CGGGGUUUCAGGUGCCAAAAGAUACGGCAAGAUCCAUCUUCGGUCCGCCCUCAUUCUUGCAUUUCAGCACACCACCAAAACAGAAACUCCUCCUCUCCCAUAGGAUAGGUAGCGUAAAAGGUAACCAAGCAUGCGGCAACUAUCGCGAGCUACAAGCCUUUGCUUCUUUCUCUCUUUGUGUACCACAGCUGAUGCGUGGUCGACAACGAUAAGGGCAACGUCAAUCCCGCAAAGAAGCAGAUCCCAUCCACUUAUUGGUUCAGAUGCUUCUACUACUACGUUUACCACGGCACUCGGGUCGUCCUUACAGAGUCCUGAUUUGGGAGACGUCGUGGCAGUGCCACUGCUGCUAGUGGCAGCGCUAGGAUUGGGAGUGGCCGCACAAGGAUUCAUCAAUCAAAUGUUGGAAGGAGAUCAAGGAUUGGGAGCCUUUCUACGAGAUGGGUCAGGAUACAACAAGUCGGGAAUGAAACCUUCCAUGUUCUCCGACAAUAAGGACAAAGCCAAGGACGAUCCUUUGCCGUGGCUCAAAUUGCCAGAAUUGGACUUUGUCGAAGUGGCAGGACAAGAACGCACUACAAGGCCAACGCCAACAACAAUACCAACCCCACAACAACAACAAAUUGUCAUUGACAAGUUGGAAACGGUCAGAACAUUAAUGUUCCAAGCCUUGGACGAUGGAAAUGUGGAACAAGCUGAGAAAUUCAAAAACGAAAUGGAACAAGUCAUGGCGGACAACAAUAUCGAAUACAACGAGUUUCAAUAAUAUAAUGUCAUGUACUAGCUAGAUAGCGGUUUCCACGGGCUAAAGUCUUCUCACGGAAGACAAGGCAAGGAAAGACAGAUGUGGCGACAAGCUUUAGAAGCGACGGUUUUUGAUUCAUGGAUUCCUGCUCGUCCGUCGCCGUCUCUA
Molecule: messenger RNA, 913 nt
Organism: Seminavis robusta
Lineage: Eukaryota; Bacillariophyta; Bacillariophyceae; Naviculales; Naviculaceae
Source: the annotation of a GenBank genome assembly